AUGGAGGCCGAAAUACCUUUUGAUGAAUUAAUCGUGGAUCGUAUGGAUGUGUUUGACGAUGGCGCGAAAGCUCUAUUCACGUUCAAACUCAACGGCAAAAGGAUCUUUGUUUCAAUAUUCGCAAAGCCUUAUGGAGAAAAUGACGAUGAUGAGGAGGAGACUGUUGAGGACCGCCUAAUUGAGCUUCUCACUGAUGCAUCGGACGAUGACCUCGAUUUCUGCGAGGAUGAAGACAUAGAAUUUUACGAAAAGUCUGUUGACGAGGCUGCUCACAUCGUGAUGGAUAUUGGAAGGAUUCCAUUCUCCCAGGUCGCACCGCCGCUUAUACGACAUGAUUAUGAGGAACCGAAGGAUUUACACCAUGCGAUGUUCCCCGAAACCUUUGACUUUCGUCUCGAGACCAUCCAUGAUACUGCAUUCAUGUAUCCGAUCACGCCUGGUGAAGCAGCCAAACCGCGCGACGACGGUGGUCCUGAUCCUAAUCUCAAUAUUGACUUCCUACCAGACCCCAAAACACCUAGAUACUCGACAAAAGAUAUCAUUGUUGAGAAAGAGUAUAAGUACGGUCUAUGGGUUAGAGAGGUCAGGGUCGGGUCAGAAACUAUGGUCUGCAAAGCUUUUCCAAGGGGUCUGGAAUAUGAAUAUUUGGCUCCAGAGCUCAAAAUGCUUCAAAUGAUCGAGAAAGUGAACACAGCACUCAAGACGCCACUCCGAGUUCCAUUAUUGAAAGGAUACGUCGUCCACCCAGUCACAGAAGCAAUACUCGGUUUACUACGCACCCGCAUUCCACCAAGUCAGUACGGAAACUCCAUUUCAGAUGCUGGAAAGCACAUGUCCAAGAUUCCAGUCGAUAUUAGGCGACGAUGGCUGCAACAAAUUACAGAAACUGUCAACGCUCUACAUAAAGUCGGAUUGGUUUGGGGCGAUGCAAAGCCUGGGAAUGUAUGCAUUAAUCCAGAUAAUAAUGCUUGGCUCAUUGACUUUGGGGGAGGAUGGACACAGAGAUGGGCAGAUAAGGGUAUUGCUGGCACGGUAGAAGGGGAUAAGCAUGCGUUGACCAAGAUCAAGGCAUUUCUGCUAUUUAAGUGUCCUGAAAUGACACAGGAGCAGAUAAAGGAGCUUUUCUAUGGGGUAUUCAUGAGUUCUUCUGAGUAG
Messenger RNA from Fusarium coffeatum, 1155 nucleotides. RefSeq lists its product as uncharacterized. The record is from RefSeq and is a predicted model, not a curated record. Bases 1 to 1155 code for a protein of 384 amino acids. Lineage: Eukaryota; Fungi; Ascomycota; Sordariomycetes; Hypocreales; Nectriaceae. Gene Ontology annotation, biological process: protein phosphorylation. Gene Ontology annotation, molecular function: ATP binding; protein kinase activity. The transcript has a single exon.